UUGUCUUGCACCAUUGUUUUACACUCCGUCUCUUUUGGGGAGUGUAACCGGCCCAUGGCCCACUGCAGGGGCACCGUGCUGCAGAAAGGAGUGGCACCCAACGCCCACCAGACCUCCCAGGUGUUGGCCUCGGAGCUCAGCCUGGCGGCCUUCAUCUUGCUUCUGGUCAUGGCCUUCUCCAAGAAAUGGCUGUGCCUCUCCGGGAGCCGCUUCUACCAGCGCUGGCCGGCCAACAUCAGCACCAGGAUCCACAUGUCAGCGCACAUCAUGGCCAGGGGGCCCCUGCAGAUCUGCAAUUCCAGGAGCUGUUUCAACUUAGAGAACGGGAAACAGAGUUCUAAGGAGUGGACGGAUCAGCCAGUCUCUGAAGUUGCCAAGAUCAGCUUCUGGUUCGCCGUGGGGCUGGGCUUUGUCCUCGCCGUCUGGUUGCACCUGCCAUACUUGCCCGGCCUCGAGCGAAUGCCAUCCUUUUACUGGAUUGCGACUAUCAUGAGCUCCUGUGAAGUUGCCUUCAUUUUCUCCACCCUCAUGUUGUUCCCUAUUAACCUCUGGAUCUUCGAGCUGAAGAGGAAUUUAUCAAUCCCCAUUGGCUGGAGCUAUUUCAUUGGUUGGCUGGUGUUUGUCUUUUAUGUCAUCUGUGCCAUUCUUUGCCACUUCAACCAAAAAAUAUUCCGGAGUCUGGAUCUGCAGUAUCCCUCUGGCACCAUGUCUCAUAGCAGAAGUUCCAGCUCAGCCCAAAACACUUGGAUUGAGCAGAGUAUCUCAGAGAGCUCUACAUCAAGUAGGAAUUCCUGA
Messenger RNA from Choloepus didactylus (southern two-toed sloth), 795 nucleotides. RefSeq names its product outer dense fiber of sperm tails 4 (gene ODF4). The coding region runs from base 55 to 795 and encodes 246 amino acids. The record is from RefSeq and is a predicted model, not a curated record. Lineage: Eukaryota; Metazoa; Chordata; Mammalia; Pilosa; Megalonychidae. The transcript is spliced from 5 exons.